AGUUUCCGCAAGAUCAAGUCCGUCGUUCUCAUGCACGACACCGACGCGGAGAGCAUCAAGGCUUCGUUGGCCGCGGCGGAUGUGCCGUUGUCCGAGGCGGACUGCAGGAAGUGCCCUGACCCGUGCGAGGAAGACCACGAAUGGUCGCGCAGCUUCGACGUAGAUCGCGAAACGCAGAUGCUCGGCUCCGUCAAGCCCUAUAAACGCCAGCUCGUGAUCUCGACGGGCAAAGCCGACUGGGAUCGCGAAGUGACCAAUACCACCGGCUCGCUCGCGUACCACCUUUACCAUACUAUACCCUCCCCUCCCCACUCCUCCUCCUCCUCUUCUGUACCCUCCGAAGACCACCGCAAGCUCCCGGACGGCGUGUUCGCCACCUCCGGCCCGAAAGGCCGCACGUCCGUCCUGAACGGCUCGCACCACUCGCUCGCGCACUCGACCGGCGCGAAGGGGGUGCCGGAGGAGACCGUGCUGCUGUUCCCGGAGUACAGGGUCGUCAGCGGCGUCCCGCGCUCGGCCGAUGGCGCGCACGCGUUCUGGGAGAAGGUCGCACAGAUCGAGGGCGGGAGCAAGCCGGGCGACGCUACGAAGGAGGCCGGCGAGGAUAUACGGACGUACGUGCUGCCGUACGCGUGCGUGAUACUGCUUUGUUCGCACAAGAGACGGGAUAACCGAUGUCAUAUUACCGCCGGAAAGCUCGAAGACACCUUUAGGCACUCGCUAGAAACGCGCGGCUGGGAGGUCCACACGGAUCUCGAUCCGUUCAUCGAAAAUGAUCCGGACUUCCCCGCGCUCGAGUCCGAGGGCGCCGUCUUCCUCAGCAACGAGAUAAUCGAGAAACAGCUCCGACACGCGGCGUCCACCGAGCGCGCGCUCAUCCUCAAGAACUCGCAUAUCGGCGGACACAAGUACGCCGGGAACACGAUCAUAUAUACUCCGCGCGGGGCUUCCGUCUGGUACGGCCGCGUCACCCCGCACGAGGUCGAGUCCAUAGUCGAGGAGACCAUCCUCAGCGGACGCGUCUUGGCUCCUCUUCUGCGGGCUGCGGUGAACGUGGCGAGACCGGGCUGCAAGAGCAUACACGAUUGGUAGCCCCUCUCUCUACGGUUCGGUGAUUCACCGGCGGUGCAGAUCUCCCCAUCAUAUAAACGACUCGCAUAUAUAUAGGGUGCAUAUAUGACCGUAAUGGCAGCCACUGUUCCGGUUUUACUUGCUGACGGUUUUGGUCAUGCUCUCAUCAUAACCUUACAAGCC
Punctularia strigosozonata HHB-11173 SS5 is the source of this 1254-nucleotide messenger RNA. RefSeq lists its product as uncharacterized. The record is from RefSeq and is a predicted model, not a curated record. The transcript has 7 exons. Bases 31 to 1092 code for a protein of 353 amino acids. NCBI's taxonomy places the organism in Eukaryota, Fungi, Basidiomycota, Agaricomycetes, Corticiales, Punctulariaceae.